AUGCUUCUUCAUCCGUGCAUUGCUAGACUGUAUUAUCGGCACCCGCUCCCGCCUCGAGGCAAGCCGACCUCCGUCCGCUUUCUUCUUCCGACACCGCUUCUGCCUGCAAACAGAGCUAAGCUCCGGCUAACUUUCACGCCCGGCUGCUGCUACCUGGUUCCGAGGCGCAUUCUCUCACCAAUACGAUUGGGUGUGCGCGCGUGUCAGUCCAACCUCGAGUCGAAUCCGAGCUCCAAACAGCCAACAACCAUGUACAUCUCUCAGUUUCUAUCCUUGGGCGCUUUGCUGCCGUUGGCAGCCACCUUGGGCAUCCAGCAACCCCUCGGCGCCGACACCCCCCGGCUGACCCCUCAUGCUUCGUCUGUAACCCCGGGCUCCUCGUCGUCUUCGUCUACCGCACCUUCUUGGCGAGGGGAUCUUUUAAAGCUGCACCGCUCCCUCAUUGAAAUCCCCUCCGUCUCGGGCAACGAGAGUGCGGCGGGAAAAUUUCUGGUCGAUUACUUGACCGGCCGAGGUUACGUCUCGUCUCUCCAGUUUCUGCCUCCUCGCGGUAACGAUUCCAACGAGACACCGCGCUUCAACGUAUUGGCCUGGAAGACGAACCAACGCCAGCCCAAGCCCCGCGUUGUCAUCUCAUCUCACUACGACGUCGUGCCGCCGCACAUUCCCUAUGGUAUCUCGGAUGACCAGAUCACGCCCGAUACCCGUAUCAGUGGCAGGGGAAGCGUAGACGCCAAGGCCAGCGUCGCUGCUCAGAUCAUUGCCCUUGAGGACCUGUUCAGCGCCGACAAAGUCGACCCUGACGAUGUGAUGCUCUUGUUCGUCAUCGGCGAGGAGGACACGGGCGACGGAAUGCGCUUCUUCUCUGAUUCCUUGCAGGAGGCCGACCCGCCUGUGCAGUUUGGCUCUGUCAUCUUCGGCGAGCCCACCGAAGGCAAGCUAGCUUGCGGCCACAAGGGCGGGGUGUUCUGCGACAUCACGGCAAAGGGUGUUGCUGGCCACUCCGGCUACCCCUGGCUGGGCAAGUCGGCCAACGAGAUCAUGAUCAAGGCUUUGGCCAAAGUCAUUACGACCGACCUCGGAAGCACCGAAAAGUGGGGCAACACAACGGUGAACGUCGGCCAGCUCAAUGGCGGCGUCGCCCAGAACGUCAUCCCUGCCGCGGCUCUGGCUAGAAUCGCAGUCCGCGUUGCUAUCGGCCCUGAGAAGGACGGCGGAAACAUCGUCAAGGGCAGGAUCCAGAAGAUUCUUGAUGAGACCGAUUCCGACUCGCUCGAGUUGACGUGCACACACGGAUACGGCGUCGUAGAGGCCAACUGUGAUGUUGAUGGCUUUGAGACGACCGUGGCCAACUAUGGCACUGAUAUCCCCAACCUCAAGGGCUCUCACACGCGCUACCUCUACGGUCCAGGCAGCAUUUUGGUGGCCCACGGCCGCGACGAGAACAUCACGGUCGGCGAACUCGAGGAGGCCGUGGGAGGUUACCAGAAGCUGAUCUUACAUGCUCUCAAGGCUUCCGCCUGAUCUGGGUUCCCAGCGUGGUCUCGGUACACAUACAGUAGUCGGUUGUCAUUACGCCGUAUCCGUAUCCUCCUUCUAUAGAUCACUUAAUAGUGUACCACCCUUGGACUGCAGCGGAUGCGUGCGGACCUGUCAAUUUUGGAACAACCCUAAACGAUCCUUUCGU
Molecule: messenger RNA, 1687 nt
Organism: Colletotrichum destructivum
Lineage: Eukaryota; Fungi; Ascomycota; Sordariomycetes; Glomerellales; Glomerellaceae
Product: Putative peptidase M20, bacterial exopeptidase dimerization domain-containing protein
Exons: 3
Coding region: 1-1524 (507 amino acids)
Molecular function (GO): hydrolase activity
Source: RefSeq, a predicted model, not a curated record